AUGGGACAGGAGCAUGGAGGGACUUGGCACAUGGACGCAGCUCAACUGGAUACGCAAAGGAAGAAGGGAGAAGCCAUCUUGAAGACCAGCUCGACCACUCUACUCGACCGGCCAAGCUUCAACUCGAUCGAGCUGAGAAGUCAAAGCGAUUCUCCACACGGAAGUGAUGGCAUCGCUGGAAAAGAUCCACUAAGAGCUCCAAUAUCUCUUGCUCUAGAAAUGAGGUCUAAGGGGUUGGAUGGAUUAGUUUGGGCAAUGAUCCUAUGGCCUCCAAGGUUUGAUUCUCACUGGCUAACCCCCUGUUUCUGA
This is a messenger RNA of Microthlaspi erraticum, 309 nucleotides long. NCBI's taxonomy places the organism in Eukaryota, Viridiplantae, Streptophyta, Magnoliopsida, Brassicales, Brassicaceae. The record is from the annotation of a GenBank genome assembly.